Molecule: messenger RNA, 1290 nt
Organism: Trichechus manatus latirostris (Florida manatee)
Lineage: Eukaryota; Metazoa; Chordata; Mammalia; Sirenia; Trichechidae
Gene: XRCC2
Product: X-ray repair cross complementing 2
Exons: 2
Coding region: 328-1125 (265 amino acids)
Biological process (GO): double-strand break repair via homologous recombination; DNA strand invasion
Cellular component (GO): Rad51B-Rad51C-Rad51D-XRCC2 complex; centrosome; replication fork
Molecular function (GO): four-way junction DNA binding; ATP-dependent DNA damage sensor activity; ATP binding
Source: RefSeq, a predicted model, not a curated record
GCUGGGAUUUUGAUGGGUGUUGUAUUGAAUGUGUCCAUCAAUUUGGGGACUAGUGCUAUUUUAAAUAUAGUCAUGCAUCCAUUAACGUCCACAAUAUAGUCUGUGAAAUAGGGCAUUACGUGAUACGGAUGUUGUGUGAACAUCAUAUUGUAUACUUAGCAAAGCUAUAUGGGAUGCCUUUUGUUUCACUUCCAAAUUGAUACUUCUUCUUUGCCUCUUGCAGCUGCUAUCACUUGCACUAGUUUUGCUGCAUUUGGGAGCCAUGAUGCACUUCACAGUAAUAUUUUAUAAAUAAAAUUAAACAUACAAUGCUACAACACCCAAGAGAUGUACGAUAACACAAGAUGGGAUGCUGCUACCUACAAGCUGAAGCAAACACUGUCGUACAGUAAACUUUUUAUUUGUGAUAUUCUUGAAUUUCAUGGUCCAGAAGGAACAGGAAAAACAGAAAUGCUUUAUCAUUUAACAGCACGGUGUAUACUUCCAAAGUCUGAAGGUGGACUGGAAAUAGAAGUCUUAUUUAUUGACACAGAUCACCACUUUGAUAUGCUUCGGCUUGUUACAAUCCUUGAGCAUAGACUGUCCCAAAGCUCUGAAGAGAUAAUAAAAUCUUGCCUUGGAAGAUUCUUUUUGGUGUACUGCAAUAGUAGCUCCCAGUUACUUCUCACCCUUUACUCACUAGAAAGUAUGUUUUGUAGCCACCCCUCUCUCUGCCUUUUGAUCUUAGAUAGCUUGUCAGCUUUUUACUGGAUAGACCGUGCCAAUGGAGGAGAAAGUGUUAACUUACAGGAGUCUACUCUGAAGAAAUGUUCUCAGUUCUUAGAGAGACUUGUGAAUGAGUACCGCUUGGUUCUUUUUGCAUCAACACAAAGCAUCAUGCAAAAACCCUCAAACUCUACAGAAGGACCUUCUUCUGCCUUUAAGCAUCCAAGAAAUGAGGACAUAGACUAUAGACCCUAUCUCUGUAAGGCAUGGCAACAAAUGGUAAAGCAUAGAAUAUUUUUUUCCAGACAAGAUGAUUCUAAAAGAAACAACCAGUUUUCCUUAGUUUUGCGUCACUUAAAAAGUAACACUUUAAAAAAGCAUUUUUUUAUUAUUGGAGAAAGUGGGGUUGAAUUUUGCUGAUAUGUAUCAUAAAUUAGUCUUUUGCAGAAUAUUAUGCAAUUUAUUAAAAGCCUUUUAUAGGCUAAGGUGUUUUGAUUCUAAAGUUUUAAACUCUAGGGGAAUUAACAUUUCUAUAUAAAAUGGAUUUCUUAAACUCAUACAGUAAGACUUCAGUCUAUUCUGUUU